Molecule: messenger RNA, 10397 nt
Organism: Brienomyrus brachyistius
Lineage: Eukaryota; Metazoa; Chordata; Actinopteri; Osteoglossiformes; Mormyridae
Product: adhesion G protein-coupled receptor L2-like
Exons: 19
Coding region: 5173-9225 (1350 amino acids)
Biological process (GO): cell surface receptor signaling pathway; brain development; adenylate cyclase-activating G protein-coupled receptor signaling pathway
Cellular component (GO): membrane; neuron projection
Molecular function (GO): carbohydrate binding; G protein-coupled receptor activity
Source: RefSeq, a predicted model, not a curated record
CGUUUACACCAGCAAAUUUAAUUGAUCUAACUCUGUGUUUAUGCCUGGGUAGAAAAAAAAUCUGUUUACCGUGAUGGUCAUAUUAAAGUGCUGUUUACUACAAAUGCUGUGAACGUUGGAUGGGUUUGUCCUGAUCCUCUACAUCUACCCUUGACUAUCCCAAAUUUGGAUCACUUGAGUGUCUCGGACAUGGCCGCCUGCUUGGUGACUUUAUUGUACUUGUGUGUCAGCUGGGAUAGUCAGGGAUACAGUUACUACAUAUCUCCUGGCACUGCGUGUUGGUAAGUAGUUAGGAGGGUAAUAAGAUUUGCUUCCACUGGGCACAUCAGUAUUAGUGUGUGCCAAGAUGUUAGCUUGUAAUGGUAUAUGAGCAAUUACUUUUUUAAUUACUUUUUCUUGCCAAUCUCUGAAUCACCUCUUCUCUACUGAGCACUUAAACACUGAAGAUGAAACUGGGAGAGAUUUGGCUCCUAAGCGACGAGCCGUAAAUCAAAGCUCCGCUGUGCACGUGCGCGUUUUGUCACUUAGGCGUAAGUCUAGUCAAGGGGAGCGAAUUCCUGCGGUUUUUCUGGAUCUGAAAAUCACAUCCACAACUCACCUGCAGAUUUCAGCUUUUCUCAUUGUCUGUGUCUUUUGUUAAGGUUUUAACCUGUAAACUUUGUGUUUUUUUGUAUGUUUUUUUUAAAGACAUGGAUAAAAAAACACCCAAUUUACCCAAAACGUAUGCAUGCAAUGUUUUUUGUUGCAUUACCGAAUAACAUUACGUAAUUCUGCAAAUAUAGCAGAAGACUUUCAGAGUUUACUUGUGUACUCAAAUGCCCAAAAUUAAACAUGCCCGCUGUAUGGGCAAAAUCCGUUCUUUAACUGAGUGGAUAUCAUGGCUAGAAAGUGCAAUCAGUUUGCCAAACUGCGACUAUAAGAGAGAUUUAAAUGAACACAUUCUGUGUGACAGGCUUCCCGACUCCCAAUAAUUUUUCAUUUAAUCAAAAUAUGAUAAAAACAACACAAAAACAAAUACGAACAGUCAUAAACCAAGAGAUAAGUACACACAAAAUAUAUUUUGAAGCACAAUGGACAAUAAUCAAAUUCAAUAUCACUGGAAUGACAGGUAUGUUCACUUUCUAGGGUGGCUUAAUGUCAAUCCAGCAUGACAUUUUUCAGGGUAAUACGAUUUACGAGAACAUCGGAUUGUUAUGCGGUCCAAGUGGAUUAACUUUCUGACAUAACACUCGCGUUUGUGUUUAGCUGCUUGUCCUGGAUAGAUAGAGAUCGGAAAAAUAUUAAUUGCCGUUUACUUGAAAAGGUAAAAUGGUUGUAUUUCAUAGAAACAGCACUUAAGGUAUCUUGGAAGGAUAGAGCACAAUUUCGAAUAUUUAACAACUGCAGUUACUAAUGUAAUUACAAUUCAAGUAUCAAUAUCUACAGAUAAAUCAAGAAAAAAAUGUUUGUUAUUGUUAGCCUAUAUGAUUUAUGAAGGCAGCAUUGCCUUGGAUUUAGACGUCACACUAAGUUCUGUUCCUGAUUUUAAAAUCUAUUAAAUGGAGAAUCGGCUAUUUGAUUAUAGUAGUAAUGGAGUCAAGCAUGUACAGUACAAUUUUUUCCAGGAGGGGAAUCAUAUUACAAAUAUUAAAAAUUAAACCACUCUAACUGAGUGCAGUCACGUGACGGAGCCGCUGCCCCCUUUUCCAAUAAUAACAAUAAUAAUAACAAUAAUAAUAAAAAUAUGAAUAAUAAGUUUUCCGUUUUAAUGUUAGUCUUGUUUCGCCAACGGCUCCACUGCAGGGUGCGGUCUGUUGCUCAUUGUCGAUUUUCACGCUGAGACUCUCAGUCAGAUAAAAAAAAUAAUUAAGAAAGAAUGUAAUAAGCACAUACCACCAGAAAUUUUUGAGGACUACUGCUGUUUUUUAAUAAAAGCGACGCCUCUUCUGCUCCCUUUUGGGUAUGUUUAUUGGACAAGACUGCGGCAGCAUUUAAAUGAUUAUAACCGGACGCUUUGUGAUUGAAUCAAACUGAAGAGCGCCCAUGGCAGUUCUUGCGCCUCAUCCAAAGGCUUGGGGGAAGACAUCGCCGCAGUGCCACAUUGCACUGUAAAACGAAGGGACAAAUAAGGUUUCACCAUUUCCCGUUGUCUGAUUAAUCAAAAUUCGGUUCUGAUUAUUAAAGGAAACACGGUAAAAUGUAGGAUAUCAGAUUCCAUCCACUACAUAAAUUUAUCUUUAAAAAGAAAAUCUUAUGUUUAAUUUGGGACGGGGUGCACCGCGCAGCUUCCUCCCCACCCCCCACCGGCGAACCGCGUAUUGGAAGGCCGCUAAAAUCCCGCUACCCCCGCAUAAUGAGGCGGGGCUGGCUGCCCAGGCGGCCACUAUAUUGCAGGACGGCGUCUCAUUACUCAUAAACCAAAGCAGUUGUGUUGCGCUUUAUUACGUAGCUACGCGGUUUGUCCGUGUGAAAACGCUUCUCUGGAAGACAAACCUGUAGGCAUGUGUGUUUAAUCAUGCAAGUCAAUGUAUUUAUCUGCGUCGGGCAAAGCGCCCCAGAAGGGAAACCUGGGCGAAAUUAUUUUCAAGGUGUUUUGUGUGUGUGUGUGUGUGUGUGUGUGUGUGUGUGAGUGUGUGUGUGUGUGUGUGUGAGUGUGUGUGUGUGUGUGUGUGUGAGUGUGCCAAUACGCAAAAGCUUUCGGCUCAGUUUCUAUUUUAUCUCCUUCCUUUUCGAUACAUGCAUUUCAAAUUCAUUUGAGGGGCAAGAAAGAUUAAUAUAACUAUAUAUGUGUGUUUUAAAAAAUCUUUUUACCCCCUCUCAUAUAAUACAAACAUGAUAUAUUUUUCCGUAUUUUAUUCAGGUUUUCAAUCUCUGGGCCGCGGUAGAAAUCGAUGUGUGUCGCUCAGUCUCGUUAUUUUAAUGUUAUAUACAUGUCUUACUCUUCCCCCCCUUUGCUUUUCCAGACCUCCGGAUAGCUAGCGAUCCGAGUCUAGACCUGAUGAGCGAUGAUCGCAGGCGUGUUUACUGACGCCAGCCACCCCCCCCCCGUCUCUCUUCCUUUUGCAGGGAUCCCUCACAGCGUUAAUGGGCCACAUUUGCGGUUCUCACUUUUUCGCCGCUUGCUGUUGGACUCCUUUGGCAGAUACAGCUAAUAAUCACACAUCCCACUGAGCAUUACCUCUCGCUACACCGCAAUUAGUCUUUGUCAUCUCUAUUAGACCAAGUCAAAUAUAAUCUAAUAAAUAUUCAUGAUUUUUAACAAGUUCAAAUGUGACAUGAUGGCCUAACCAGAGCAAUAUUUACACAUUAAGGAAAAAAACAUUCUCAUCCUGUGAAGGCCCAGAAAUCAUUUAAUCCUUCAUUACAGUGGCAUUUCUUCUUGUUGGUUUCCGUAACCUGCUCUUUGUCAUGUAACUGAUGGUUUUCAUGGAGUACCUGCUGGUGUAUGUUAUAUCAGCUCUUACUAUCUUUUGCUGCACAUACAAUUCUGUACUAACCUGGUCUGCUCUUCUGGGGCUGCAUUUCUCAUACACAAAGCAAUGUGAUGGAGCUGCCUUCUGUAUGAUCAUACUUCCUUUCAGUCCUGAGACCUUGGUGCAGUUUCGCAUAACAACAACGGCACGCCUAAACACGUUAAGUAUUUAGAGUAAGUUCUCAGGAACUGUAUGAAAAUAAAAUGAUUUAACUUGCAUGGUCCAGCAGUUUCACACAACAUGCAAGAUUUAACACUGAAAAGGACUCAGAAGGCAUUUUAAGAUUCUCUAAUGCAUUUUGCUCGAACAGAAAUAGGGAAGGAAGCAGACUUUUCUUAGUCAUUGGCUCUUAUACUAACGGGCUUAUCUGAGAUUGACGUUGAUAUGCAUCACUCUCAGAAAAAAGGUAAAAAUGUGCACCUUUGCUUGUCACUGGGGUUGUACCCUUGUGAUUGUACCUUUUACGGUACAGAAAUGGACUCUGAGGAACAUCCCAAAGGUACAAACAGCAUUAAUGUACCAUAAAUGGUACAGAAAUGUUCCUUUCUGUACCUGUUUUUCUGAGAGCAUGUCAUAGGUAAGUUUGGUGAUCAACAACUGCAUGAAACAGUUUACCAACAAGCCCUAGAGCUAUGGAUGGACAUUUUGUACAUAAACAUGCAUAUAGUUAAUGUAUAAUAUGUAUUUAUAUACAUGUGUGAAUUUGGUUCUAAGCAGUAGGCCUAUUUAUUGUCAAAUUAAAUUUCAACAUCUAAGGGAACCCAUGACAACUGCAAUUUUAUUUAAGCAGAUUUGAGUUACUGACUGUAGCCUGCACUGAUUCGUGCUGUCGCUUAUGUUUUAACUGUAUUUUACUCUAAUUUUUUUAUUUAGGUGAAAUAUUUUGUUAAUGUAAGCACCAAUACAACCAAGAGAAAUUCCUAGUACAUGUUGAUGUAUCUGGCCAGUAAAGUGAAAUCAGAUUCUAAUUGACGCAAGACCUUAUAGCAGAGAGCAAGAAUAUUUUCACAGUUCAUAGUUUCAUCUGAGCUAAAAACACAAGGUCAAAGAAAAGAAAAAAAAAUGAAUCCUUUUUUUUGUAUUUUUCGUGUAACUGUUAGUAGGUGUACUUUCCACUGCAGUGUACGUGUAGAACUAGGACACGUCGCUUUGACCGCUGGACACUCUUUGAAUACGUCUCACCGUGACACGGUGUUAUGUGCAGUUAUGGGAGUUUCUCCAGCCAUUGCUGUACUACCUGAGAUAUGAAUAGUUACAGCUCCCCUGCAUUAUAUCUCUGACAUUUCAUGACCACGGCUUGCCACUGUGGUUCCCGACAUAAUCUCUGAAGGCGUCGGUGCAGAGCGGACCGCCAAGCCCCGAUUCUGAUGUCUAAACUUAAGCCAUCAGAAUCGGAAACUUGUUCUCCUCGUAGAUCUAACACUGACCAACCCUUCUGGAGAGGUUUUAAAAAAAACACUCAAAAUACCAAACGCGUGGAUUUAUAUGCCUUUGGUGACAUUUUUCUCUGCGGUCCUCCUAAGCGAUAUCCGUUUGACCCUCUCUGCUCCUCCUAACCCGACGUUUAUUUCUUCACGUCAGGAUUGCCAACUGUACAUGACCGUUUAUUCUCUCUGUUUUUCUCUCUCUCCCUCUCUCCAGAACAGGUCUGCCUUAAAAUGUUUCUGUCUCGCGUUUUCUGUUGUGCUGUGCUGAUGCUUAUAGAGAUGAAUGUUAAUUCAUGUUAAUCUCUUUUCUCCCUGCAUCCGUCUCAUUCUCUCUCCCAAUGCCCAAAAUAGAAGUGGAGCAAAAAGUCUUUCUCUGCCCAGGAACCCUGAAAGCAGUGGGAGACGCUUCUUUUCUGUUUGAGACGGAACAGCAGGCUGGGGCUUGGUGCAGAGACCCUUUGCAGGCGGGCGACAAAGUCUACUUCAUGCCGUGGACCCCUUAUCGCACGGACACGCUGCUGGAGUAUGCCUCGCUGGAGGACUUCCAGAACGCACGCCAGACCACCACGUACAAGCUCCCUCACCGGGUGGAUGGCACGGGGUUCGUGGUGUAUGACGGUGCCGUUUUUUUCAACAAGGAGCGGACUCGCAACAUCGUCAAGUUCGACCUGAGAACUAGGAUCAAAAGCGGCGAGGCUAUCAUCAACAACGCCAACUACCAUGACACGUCGCCAUACAAAUGGGGCGGGAAGACGGACAUCGACCUGGCCGUGGAUGAGAACGGCCUGUGGGUUAUUUACGCUACGGAGCAGAACAACGGAAUGAUCGUGAUCAGCCAGCUGAACCCUUACACCCUCCGCUUUGAUGGCACCUGGGAGACGACCUAUGACAAGCGCUCAGCCUCCAACGCCUUCAUGGUCUGCGGCAUCCUUUUCGUUGUGAGGUCCACGUACGAAGACGGCGAGAGCGACUCCAGCAAGGGUCUGAUCGAUUACAUGUACAACACCAAGCAAAACCAGGGCGAGUUUGUGGAUAUCCCCUUCCCCAAUCGGUACCAGUACAUAGCAGCGGUGGAUUAUAACCCCAGGGACAACCAGCUGUAUGUGUGGAAUAACUUCUUCAUGCUGAGGUACAACCUGGAGUUUGGACCACCAGAUCCAGCUCAAGGUCCGACCAUCUUGGACACGUUUGCGACGCCCGAAUCCCUGAAAACGACCACCGCCCCAGUGCCCACCACCCACCUGAAGGCAGGGGGGAACUCGACCAGCGCGGCAAGCCCGGUGGAGGGCAACCGGGCUCCUAAGCUGCCCCCGGCCAUUCCAGAGACCACGGCUCCUCCCUCCCCGGACUCUUUCCCGCUUCCCGAGAGGUUCUGCGAAGGCACGGUGAAGAGGGGCAUCGCCUGGCCCAGGACUCAGAGGGGCAUCUUGCUGGAGAGGCCUUGCCCCAAGGGAACCAGAGGCACUGCUUCCUACGUCUGUGUACUGGCCACCGGGGUCUGGAACCCAAAAGGACCCGAUCUGAGCAACUGCACGUCCCAUUGGGUCAAUCAGGUGGCUCAGAAGAUCCGGAGCGGCGAGAAUGCGGCCAACCUCGCCAAUGAGCUGGCCAGGCACACCAAGGGCACCGUCUUCGCCGGCGACGUCAGCUCGUCCGUGAGACUGAUGGAGCAGCUCGUGGACAUCCUGGAUGCCCAACUGCAGGAGUUCCUGCCCAGCGAGAAGGACUCGGCCGGUCGGAGCUUCAACAAGCUACAAAAGCGAGAGCGGACUUGCAGGGCCUACAUGAAGGCUAUCGUGGAUACAGUGGACAACCUGCUGAGGCCAGAGGCCUUGAAGUCCUGGGCAGAUAUGAAUUCCACGGAGCAGACGCACGCCGCGACUAUGCUGCUGGACACGCUGGAGGAGGGGGCCUUUGUCUUAGCCGACAAUCUCAUGGAACCAGCCGUCGUGAAAGUCCCUGCAGAGAAUAUAGGUCUGGAGGUUUACGUCCUCAGCACAGACAGCCAGGUUCAGGACUUCAGGUUCCCACAGACCAGUAACAGCAUUACUAUCCAGUUGUCUGCCAACACUGUCAAGCUCAACAGUAAAAACGGCGUCGCCAAGCUUGUGUUCGUCCUCUACAAGCGCCUAGGCCGAUUUCUGAGCACGGAAAACGCCACCAUCAAACUCGGCCCUGAGGCUGGUGGGCGGAGCCACCCCAUCGCUGUGAACUCGCACAUUAUCUCGGCUUCCGUCAACAAGGAGUCCAGUCGGGUGUUUGUUACAGAUCCUGUGAUCUUUACGCUGGAGCACAUUGACACGGAAAAUUACUUCAACUCCAACUGUUCCUUCUGGAACUAUUCGGAGAGGAGCAUGAUGGGAUACUGGUCCACCCAAGGGUGUAAGCUCCUGGCCACCAAUAAGACUCACACUACAUGUUCCUGCAACCACCUCAGCAACUUCGCCAUCCUCAUGGCCCACCGUGAAAUCGCGGACCGGGACGGGAUGCACGAGCUCCUCCUGACCAUCAUGACGCGUGUGGGCAUCGCCGUUUCCCUGCUGUGCCUGGCCAUCAGCACAAUCACCUUCUGCUUCUUCCGCGGUCUGCAGAGUGACCGCAACACCAUCCAUAAGAACCUCUGCAUCAACCUCUUCCUUGCCGAGCUCGUCUUCUUAAUCGGCAUCGACAUGACCGAGCUGAAGGUCGGCUGCUCCAUCAUCGCCGGGAUCCUGCACUUCUUCUUCCUGGCCUCCUUCGCUUGGAUGUGUCUGGAGGGCGUCCAGCUCUACCUGAUGCUGGUCGACGUCUUCGAGAGCGAGUACUCGCGCAAGAAGUACUACUACAUCUCGGGGUACCUGGUGCCCGCCAUCGUGGUCGGCAUCUCGGCGGCCGUGGACUACAGAAGCUAUGGCACCAAAAAUGCUUGCUGGUUGAGAGCUGACAAUCACUUCAUCUGGAGCUUUAUUGGACCUGUAACCUUCAUAAUCAUGUUAAACCUCAUCUUCCUGAUUAUAACCAUGUACAAAAUGGUGAAGCACGCGUCUUCACUGAAACCCGACUCCAGCCGGUUGGAGAACAUCAAAUCCUGGGUCCUGGGAGCCUUCGCUUUGCUUUGCCUGCUGGGAUUGACAUGGUCCUUUGGUCUCUUCUUUAUGAAUGAGUCUUCCAUCGUCAUGGCGUAUCUCUUCACGAUAUUCAACACUUUACAAGGAAUGUUCAUCUUCAUCUUCCACUGUCUUCUCCAGAAGAAGGUGCGUAAGGAGUACAGCAAGUGUCUGCGUCAGUCGUACUGCUGUGGGGGCCUGCCGGCCGAGAGCUCGCACAGCUCGGCGAAGACGUCCACCACGAGGGCCAGCACGCGCUACUCCUCCGCGACGCAGAGCCGUAUCAGGAGGAUGUGGAAUGACACCGUCAGGAAGCAAUCAGAAUCCUCGUUCAUGUCAGGUGACAUCAACAGCAGCUCAACUCUUAACCAAGGGAUGACCAGCAAUUACCUACUAACUAAUCCCCUUCUGCGGCCCCACGGCACUAACAACCCGUAUAACACCCUGCUCGCUGAAACGGCUGUGUGUAACACCCCCCCGGCUGCCGGCUUUGCCUCCUCAGGACAUUCGAUGAACAACACCAGGGACACGAGCACAAUGGACACGCUGCCCCUGAAUGGCAAUUUCAACAACAGCUACUCGCUUCGCAACGGUGACUACGGUAACGGCGUGCAGGCUGUGGAGUGCGGCCUGGGCCUGGACGACGCCGCCUUUGAGAAGAUGAUCAUCUCCAAGUUGGUGCACAACAACCUCAGGUCUUGUGGCAAGAGUCAGAAUGUAGAGAGUGCCCCGCCCAAAUUGGCCCUAGGGGGUGCCGGCGGGGACGACGGCACCGGCGGCAUCCUCGACGACUGCUCGUCCCUCGUCCAUGGGGACAAGAUCGGCCUGGAGCUGCUACACAAGGAGCUGGAGGCUCCACUCCUCCCCCAGCGGACUCACUCGCUCCUAUGCCACCCGCAGAAAACAGUAAAGACGGAGGGUGCCGAAACCUAUGCCUCACAGCUCCCGGCCAAGGCCGAGGACGUCCCCCAGUCCCCGAACAGAGACUCCCUGUACGCCAGCCUCCCCAAUCUCAGAGACUCACCCUACCCUGAGGAUGGCCCUGACACACAGGACGACGUCUCCCCCGCCAAGGGGAGCGAGAACGAUGAUGCUUAUUACAAGAGCAUGCCCAACCUAGGAGACGGACUACAACCUCAGGUGUAUUACCAUAUCAGCAGUGGUAAUAGUAAUGGGUAUAUCAUCCCCAUUAACGAUGAAAGCUGCGUCUCAGAAGGAGAGGUCAAAGAAGGACAAAUGCAGUUGGUCACGAGUCUUUGAGUACCGACAGAUGAGUGAAUCUCCAUCAAUGACCUCGCAUCGGACAUCCGCUCUGGCCCACCAGUCCUGGAAGGCACGACGUGUAUAUAGAGCGAGACUUCCCAUUUCUUUCAGUUGACCCCAUCUCCCAUGCCGACCAUAGAUGUUUUGUGAUUCGUUUCCCUUCUUCUUCCAAGACCAUCUGACCGCGUGUUUGAACAUAGCGAGGACACUACAGAGAGACACACUAGCGUAUCCAUGGCUGCCGGCCUUCGCGUAGAAUGUAUGGAAGCGUCAGUGGUGACGCCAAGUCUCGUAUUAAAUACGAGUCGAGCUCUGGGACCAGGGUCCGUUCGAGGGUACGACAUCCCUAUUCCUGUGAACGUUAUGCGAUCAGGAACGCCGGAUUCGGAAGGCUGGCGCCAGAGUCCUGUCGCGGUGAAGAAUGAUGACCACUAGCAAUCGAGCCACAAGCCUUAUAUUUUCUCAAUGUUGUCAAAAGUAACGGCUGAUGGAAAAAAUAUAUUUUGUUGUAUCGCUAGUGUACAAUCGAAAUUUGUGACAACCGUAAAUGUAAUUUUCAUUGAAAUUUUAAAAUUUGAAGAAACUAUUGUGUAAAGGUUGCACAUAUGUUAUAGAAUGUGUUUUAUUCUUCUUACAAUUCAGUAACUGUAGUACGUUUGACGAAAUAUAUAUUAAAGAUGCCGCAGAGAGGUACAGGCCAUUUAUUACCCAUCUCCCCGCUUGUGAAACAGUGUUUUGCGCUCACAUAAAUUAUGAAUUUUGUCCAGAAAAGAAACAAAAACAAAAAAAAAGAAAAAUAUUUGUAUUUCACAUUGCCAAAAAAUGUACAUACUGUAUGAUGGUUUAAUGGAAAGGAAGCAGCUCUUUUCAUCUGACAGACCAUGCCUUCCACACUUGGAUAAUUAUGUAAUUUAUUUUACCACAAGUACUUGAUAGAAGAAAUGUAAACCAAGGCACUUAAUGCCAGUUACUGACAUCCGUUUGAUUUUUAUCCAGCUGCAUGGGUUCGGCAAUUAUUUAUAGACUUUGAAGGUUGAGAAAGGAGGCGGGGCUUAUUUCAGCACUGUACGUUUACUUUAUUCUUUUGUAUAAUUAAAGAGCCCAUUACUAGAAAAUGAUGUAAAUUCAACAUUGUUUAAUAUUAAAUAAAUGUGAGGUUCUUUUUUUCA